ACUAAUUUUUAAUUCCAGACUCCAGUUGGAAGUUAUGUCACUAAAAUACUAAAUUUUGUUUAUAAUUUAUAAUAUAAUAUUCAAAUUUAGAUUAAUUUUGGAUAUUGCACGGUGUUCAGAUCUGUAUUGAAUCAUCGUUAAAAGUAACUUUACUAGAAAUGUCUUCAGAAGAAAAAAUAAGUAAUGGUCUAUCCAAUAAGGAGAUUAUUGAUUUUGGUAUUUACUAUUUGGACAUGGUGCAAUGUCCAUUAGAUCCAAACCACAAACUUCGGCGUCACAAGUUGCCAUAUCAUAUUUUAAAAUGCAAAAAGAUGUUUCCAGAUAAAAUACAAUGUCCUUAUGGCCAUUAUUAUUAUUUAGAAAAACAUGAGAUGGCCAAUCAUUUACAAAUAUGCCCUCAUAAGCCAAGUUCAUUUCAAGCUGAAGAAAUGCAGCCGUACAUAAUUCAAGCUCAACAAGCUAGAAAUAAGAAUAUCAUCCAAAACUAUGAUGUUAAUAAUUUUGAAAUUGAUGAACCAUAUUGGGAUUAAUCAUCAAUUAUGUUAAUUUAUUUUUUUUUGUCACAA
Molecule: messenger RNA, 566 nt
Organism: Melanaphis sacchari
Lineage: Eukaryota; Metazoa; Arthropoda; Insecta; Hemiptera; Aphididae
Product: gametocyte-specific factor 1-like
Exons: 2
Coding region: 159-530 (123 amino acids)
Source: RefSeq, a predicted model, not a curated record